AUGUCGCUCACGCGAGUUGCGUCGGUCGAUGGCUUCGAGCGUGAGAGAAGAGGCUCUCACGUCUCUUCGCAUCGCAGAAUGAGUUUCAAUCCUGUCAGCGAAUGGAUCCCGCCCACGGACCGGAAACCCAGUCUGGUCUCGGUUGCUCUGCAGUUUGAAGAAGUUUCGAAGCGAAAGCGCAUAGUCCAGGUUGUUGUUGCCAUAAUAUAUUGCCUGUUCGCGGCCGGAAUAGUUUUCGGCUACGCGGCCAUCAAGCCUGUCUUGAUCGAUGAAGGCGUCUUCAAAGACCUGUGUACGCCAGAAGAGGUGGACCAACACGUUUCGCCAUGUUACAAGCAGGAGAUUCGGUUGAACUUGAUGUUCACUGUGGCAGCUGUCUCGACCAAUGUCGCAGCCCUCCCUAUCGGAACCAUCCUCGACAAGUACGGACCCAAGGCCUGUGGAAUCAUAGGCAGCAUCUUUCUGACCACCGGUGCCUUGCUCUUUUCCUUCGCCUCCCAGGUUGACGGUGACCUCUUUACUCCAGGAUACUUCUUCCUGGCCCUUGGCGCGCUCUUCCUCAUCUUCCGCCUCAUUUACGAAGCCACCGGCGGCAAACUGAACACCCACCGCCUCUUCCUCCUCUAUCUCAUCGUGCCUAUCUUCAUCUUCAUCGUCCAGGUCUUUAUAAUGCCAAAGGACUCGUACAAAACUGUAAGUGAAGUGGUCAAGGACGCUGAAGAGCAAGUCAACGCUCCCACCCCACCCGAAGCAUCCGAAGAUGAACGUCGCUCUCUGCAAGAACGAAGAGAAAGUACUAUCCAGGAGAUAUCCUUACUCCUGGACAAGUCGACCAACACAAAACGCCAGAAGAGAGAAGAGCACAAGAACGCGAGGUCGGGUGUGUGGGGAGCUAUGCAUGGCUAUUCCGCCCUUCAACAGAUCAAAUCGCCAUGGUUCUGGCUCAUCACGUGCUUUACCGUCGUGCAGAUGACGCGGAUCAAUUACUUUGUGGCCACGAUUCGGCCGCAAGAACGUUACCUUCUAGGGUCUCCAGAGAGCGCGAAAUUGGUGAAUGACUUUUUCGACGUGGCACUUCCUCUGGGAGGUGUUUUGAGCAUCCCGUUUAUUGGCCUGUUGUUGGACAACACAUCCACACCUUUCGCCUUGGGAUUUCUGGUGGUCGUAGCCACCAUUAUUGGUGUACUGGGCUGCCUCCCUUAUAUGUGGGCGGCCAUCGCCAACGUCUGCCUUUUCGUCGUGUACCGGCCCUUUUAUUAUACCACUGUCUCGGACUACUCUGCAAAAGUAUUUGGGUUUCAGACCUUUGGCAAAGUUUACGGUCUCAUAAUCUGCCUCGCAGGGCUCUUCAACUUCUUGCAGAGUCCUUUGGAUGCAGUCACGCAUAUGGUGUUCAACAAUAACCCGAUCCCUGUCAACGUGAUCCUUAUGAGCAUCGCGGUGAUUGUGGGCUCCGCGCUGGUGACGUUCACAUCGAUCAAGGCGAGGACGAUGAAGAGAGACUUCUUGGAGGAUGAGGCUGAAGGGGCCACAGAGUCCCUGAUGCCCAGUGCCAUGACGAAUGGGAGCGGCUAUGGGACAUGA
Messenger RNA from Fonsecaea monophora, 1584 nucleotides. RefSeq lists its product as hypothetical. The transcript has 3 exons. Gene Ontology annotation, cellular component: fungal-type vacuole membrane. NCBI's taxonomy places the organism in Eukaryota, Fungi, Ascomycota, Eurotiomycetes, Chaetothyriales, Herpotrichiellaceae. Bases 1 to 1584 code for a protein of 527 amino acids. The record is from RefSeq and is a predicted model, not a curated record.